This is a messenger RNA of Haemonchus placei, 540 nucleotides long. The record is from the annotation of a GenBank genome assembly. Lineage: Eukaryota; Metazoa; Nematoda; Chromadorea; Rhabditida; Trichostrongylidae.
AUGGCAUCGUACUACAUCGUAAGCUCAACCGCAAAGCAGGGUGAAGGUAGUUCUGCAGUGUCUUCAUCUUUUCACACGAGAGAAUCAAAGCAGGUGAAGUCUACACCACAUGAUCGGUCACCUGAGGCCGUUGGCGCACAUGCCCUUCCUCAAAUCAAAAUUGGAGAUUUCAAAGAAGAGCGUCCGACAGAGGGAGAAAUUGUUGAAGAGAAACCUCGUCGUCCUGCCAGUCGUCGAGUUGAACGAGCUACGCAUCAGCUGAAAAGACUUCUACGAUGGUCACGAGAAGAAGGCAAGAAAACGGCUCCGACAGUGGAUGACAUUCCUAAUAUACUUGAUACCAUGGGAUCGGUUGAUGGACCUGGUGGAGUUGGAGCAUUAGGCUUAGGCGCUCAAACGGGACCGAGCGUUCCUGCUCCACCGGGUAGGCAAAGCAUACCGUUUGCUCGAAUGCAGCGAACGAAUGUUGCCCCAGGUUACGAGGGACUUGCGCCUUUCAUGAACGAUACACAAGGGACCGAAGAAGCGCCCAAGUGGUAG